This is a messenger RNA of Suillus discolor, 1677 nucleotides long. Its product is annotated as aspartic peptidase domain-containing protein. Bases 1 to 1677 code for a protein of 558 amino acids. Gene Ontology annotation, molecular function: aspartic-type endopeptidase activity. The record is from RefSeq and is a predicted model, not a curated record. The transcript is spliced from 12 exons. Gene Ontology annotation, biological process: proteolysis. NCBI's taxonomy places the organism in Eukaryota, Fungi, Basidiomycota, Agaricomycetes, Boletales, Suillaceae.
AUGAAGUUGGUACAGGCUUUUUCUCUGGCAGUCCUGGCCGGAGUUUCAGUGGCUGUUAAAAUACCUUUCAUCCAAUCAAAGCCUACGGCCUUACAGCGACGAAGUGGGGGCACAGACGUUUCAAUAUCGCACCCCCAAGUUCUGUCUUCGGUCUCCACAGCACUUACGCUCAGGCAAGCCAUAUCUUCACUCCCCAAUAGCGACGUUCACGAUCUCAUUUAUAUGGCAAAUGUUACCCUUGGCGGUGUUGAUUAUCUGGUCCAACUUGACACAGGUUCUUCUGACCUAUGGGUUCUCAACAGUCCAACACCCAUCCCCAAUACAAACAUUACAUCCCAGAACUGUAAUCUGACUUAUGGCAUUGGUUGGGCAUAUGGCGGUAUUUCCUAUGUCACUGCCGAGUUUGCAGGGAUAUCCGUUCCUUCACAAGCUUUUCUUGACGUCUCAUCCGCGCAAAAUCCGGCAUUAUCCUAUGGGGCUUCUGGACUCCUAGGGCUAGGUUUUGAUUCAUUAUCAACUAUAGAUGCUCUCGUGAACGCCACUGGUGCAUCGACGGGCCGCAGUCUCCUCUACAAUCUUUUCCAAGACAAUCCUUCCGAACCCAACUUUAUCGCAUUAUCCCUGCAGAGUACGUCAGAUGACGAUCAAGUUACAGGCAGCUUCGCAAUUGGCGAGACUGAGCCCCAAUAUUCCAAUGUCACAAGCACCAACAAAAUCCCAACUUGGCCCGUCAACUCUCCAACGCGUUGGAAUGUGCUAUUGGACUCCUUCAUUGUUGGCACAGAGACCUAUUCAGUUUCCACUGGCGUGCAGGGAGCACCAUCAAACAAAGCAGUUGUUCUUCUGGAUAGCGGCACAUCGUAUACGUACGCGCCUACUGACGUGUGUCAAGCCAUUUAUGGCGGCGUAUCUGGAGCUCAGUAUAACUCUGGCCUUGGGCAAUGGACAGUCCCUUGCGACGUAGAAAUAGAUAUGGCGCUUCAGUUCGACGAUCAAAUCUUCCCGAUACAUCCCCUCGAUGUUUCACCAACGAGUUUCAGUGAUCCUUCAAUCUGUGUCGGCUCUUUUGUGCCCCAAAGUGUUUCUGUUGGGGCUGGCCAAUUUGAUUGGUUGAUAGGUGACAAUGUUUUGCGUUCAGUCUAUGCCGUGUACGACUUUGGCGACUUCGUUUCAUCGGGGACUAUGGGCAGCCCUUAUGUUCAAAUGCUCUCCCUGGUCGAUCCUGACCAAGCAUCGGUGGAGUUCCACUCCGUCCGGGGCGGAACACCAGAGAAUAACAUUACCUACAACGCUUCAAGCGGUGAUUCCGGAUCAACAACCGUCACGUUGUCCACGGAUGUAGCAAACACUAUUGACAAGCUCUCCAAAUAUCUCCCCGCCAUGCUUGGCGUUAUGGCGCUUAAUGCCCUCGUCUUGGUCAUACUUUCCAUUGUCGCCCUUGUCUUACUGUGCAGACGUCGCGGGAGGGGUGCGCGAGCGCGCAAGACACCCGGAAGACUGAGUCCCAUGCCGAUGAACAUCACCACUACGAGGUAUCCCGAUUAUGUCAACCCUCAAGAGCCGCACACAUAUCAACCUGUCUCGAUGGCAUUGACUGAAGACACACUUUUCGCUCCUCCAUCGCCCGCCUUUAAAGGGCAGUCAAGACCUGGAGACCGCCCAAAUUCAGUCGCAUAG